CGAAUGCAAUGGCAGGCGGGGAUACUGACAUGAAGGGCGUGAGGAGAAGAUUGAGACCGUAGAUGGGGUGUUUUGUACGCAAAUGCCGGAUCAUGUGAAGCUGCUGUGAUACCAUCCACCAGACGCAGGGGGUUCAUCGAUCCGACACGUAUGCAGUAAAGGACACGGAACAACUUCUGGUCUAGUGUUGCAGCCGUAGCUAUCUCUCUCAGGCUUUACACGACACGCUUUGGCGUGGAAUGGAUCAGUGCUUUUCAGUCAUGAGUCGCCGAGAUGCCCCGGGAUUUCCCCGUCCCAUGGAGGAAUGGACGGUUGGCGACGUGCAGGAUUUCUUGGAGAUCUGCAGGCCGAAACUGGGCAGCAAAGUUUAUGAUUACCAGCGGAUCGUGGCCGAGAACGAUGUGGAUGGAGAAGUAUUGCUGGACAUUACUGAUGAAGAGAUGUCCCGAUUGGGGAUCAAAAGUCUGGGCCACAGGAUGUACAUCACAAAGAUGCUCCGGCUCUACUUUCCCAGUAACAAAUCAAACAAUGAUGCUGCAGCAACCUCCAGUGUCGAGUCCAAUUCCUCCUCCGCAAGUGCGUUGAGGACAACCUAUGUACAACAGGCAGCUCCCCCAGCUGAUGUGGUUGAAGAGAGAUUUGUUUUCACACCGGCAACCAUGUCUCAGUCAACCUCAAAUUAUCAAAAUGCUGCUGGAGUGCAGAAUUUCCCGCGUGCAG
This is a messenger RNA of Guillardia theta CCMP2712, 720 nucleotides long. RefSeq lists its product as hypothetical. The annotation marks the transcript as partial. Gene Ontology annotation, molecular function: protein binding. The transcript has 4 exons. NCBI's taxonomy places the organism in Eukaryota, Cryptophyceae, Pyrenomonadales, Geminigeraceae. The record is from RefSeq and is a predicted model, not a curated record.